Molecule: messenger RNA, 5665 nt
Organism: Bubalus bubalis (water buffalo)
Lineage: Eukaryota; Metazoa; Chordata; Mammalia; Artiodactyla; Bovidae
Gene: DDX5
Product: DEAD-box helicase 5
Biological process (GO): alternative mRNA splicing, via spliceosome
Cellular component (GO): ribonucleoprotein complex; cytoplasm; nucleus
Molecular function (GO): ATP binding; RNA helicase activity; RNA binding
Source: RefSeq, a predicted model, not a curated record
UUCAUUUCCACCGGUCUCUUGUUGGGCAGCCUUGGCUUCUGUCAUCGUCGUCCCUUCGCCGCUGCCGCCCCCGCAAGGCUUUACCGUCGCCGGAGCCACCUCCAGCGACUCGUCGCACCCGAUUCUCUCCGCUUCGCUUCCCGUCAACCGCAACCAUUGACGCCAUGUCGGGUUAUUCGAGUGACCGAGACCGUGGCCGGGAUCGAGGGUUUGGUGCUCCUCGAUUUGGAGGUAGUAGGGCAGGGCCCUUAUCUGGAAAGAAGUUUGGAAACCCUGGAGAGAAACUGGUUAAAAAGAAGUGGAAUCUUGAUGAGCUGCCUAAGUUUGAGAAGAAUUUUUAUCAAGAACACCCCGAUUUGGCUAGACGUACAGCACAAGAGGUAGAGACAUACAGAAGAAGCAAGGAAAUUACAGUUAGAGGUCAUAACUGCCCGAAGCCAGUCCUGAAUUUUUAUGAGGCAAACUUCCCUGCAAAUGUCAUGGAUGUGAUUGCAAGGCAGAACUUCACUGAACCCACAGCUAUUCAAGCUCAGGGAUGGCCAGUUGCUCUAAGUGGAUUGGAUAUGGUUGGGGUAGCACAAACUGGAUCUGGGAAGACUUUGUCUUAUUUGCUGCCUGCCAUUGUCCACAUCAAUCAUCAGCCAUUCCUAGAGAGAGGUGAUGGGCCUAUUUGCUUGGUGCUGGCACCUACUCGGGAACUGGCCCAACAGGUACAGCAAGUAGCUGCUGAAUACUGUAGAGCAUGUCGCUUGAAGUCUACUUGCAUUUAUGGUGGUGCUCCCAAGGGACCACAAAUACGUGAUUUGGAGAGAGGUGUGGAAAUCUGUAUUGCAACACCUGGAAGACUGAUAGACUUUUUAGAAUGUGGGAAAACCAAUCUAAGAAGAACCACCUACCUUGUCCUUGAUGAAGCAGAUAGAAUGCUUGAUAUGGGAUUUGAACCCCAAAUAAGGAAGAUUGUGGACCAGAUCAGACCUGAUAGGCAAACCUUAAUGUGGAGUGCUACUUGGCCAAAAGAAGUAAGACAGCUUGCUGAAGAUUUCCUGAAAGACUAUAUUCAUAUAAACAUUGGUGCACUAGAACUGAGUGCAAAUCACAACAUUCUUCAGAUUGUGGAUGUGUGUCAUGACGUAGAAAAGGAUGAAAAGCUUAUUCGUCUAAUGGAAGAGAUCAUGAGUGAAAAGGAGAACAAAACCAUUGUUUUUGUUGAAACCAAAAGAAGAUGUGAUGAACUCACUAGAAAAAUGAGGAGAGAUGGGUGGCCUGCCAUGGGUAUCCAUGGUGACAAGAGUCAACAGGAACGUGACUGGGUUCUAAAUGAAUUCAAACAUGGAAAGGCUCCUAUUCUGAUUGCUACUGAUGUGGCCUCCAGAGGGCUAGAUGUGGAAGAUGUGAAAUUUGUCAUCAAUUAUGACUACCCUAACUCCUCAGAGGAUUAUAUUCAUCGAAUUGGAAGAACUGCUCGCAGUACCAAAACAGGCACAGCAUACACUUUCUUUACACCUAAUAACAUAAAGCAAGUGAGCGACCUUAUCUCUGUGCUUCGGGAAGCUAAUCAAGCAAUUAAUCCUAAGUUGCUUCAGUUGGUCGAAGACAGAGGUUCAGGUCGUUCCAGGGGUAGAGGAGGCAUGAAGGAUGACCGGCGGGACAGAUACUCUGCGGGCAAAAGGGGUGGAUUUAAUACAUUUAGAGACAGGGAAAACUAUGACCGCGGUUACUCUAGUCUGCUUAAGAGAGAUUUUGGGGCAAAAACUCAGAAUGGUGUUUACAGUGCUGCAAAUUACACCAAUGGGAGCUUUGGAAGUAAUUUUGUGUCUGCUGGUAUACAGACCAGUUUUAGGACUGGUAAUCCAACAGGGACUUACCAGAACGGUUAUGAUAGCACUCAGCAAUAUGGAAGUAACGUUCCAAAUAUGCACAAUGGUAUGAACCAACAGGCAUAUGCAUAUCCUGCUACUGCAGCUGCGCCUAUGAUUGGUUAUCCGAUGCCAACAGGAUAUUCUCAAUAAGACUUUAGAAGUAUAUGUAAAUGUCUGUUUUUCAUAAUUGCUCUUUAUAUUGUGUGUUAUCAGACAAGAUAGUUAUUUAAGAAACAUGGGAAAUGCAGAAAUGACUGCAGUGCAGCAGUAAUUAUGGUGCACUUUUUCGCUAUUUAAGUUGGAUAUUUCUCUACAUUCCUGAAACAAUUUUUAGGGUUUUUUUGUACUAGAAAAUGCAGGCAGUGUUUUCACAAAAGUAAAUGUACAGUGAUUUGAAAUACAAUAAAUGAAGGCAAUGCAUGGCCUUCCAAUAAAAAAUAUUUGAAGACUGAAUUAAGUGGAAAUGGUACUUUAUUUUACAUAUAUAAUGUCAUGUAAAACUUUGCUUAGAUGGUCUUUUUUUCUUUUUUUAUCAUAAAACUAAAAUUGACUGCUCCUUUCUAUAAUUUCAUUUUGGGAAGUGGGGAGAUCAGAAGGCCCUUCUUAAAGUGAUCUAUUCCUAUUGUAAGGAUUAAAAUGCAGUUGAUUUAGGUUGAUCAGCAGUUCUAGGCUAAAUUGCAUAAAGGCUUUUGGUGCCUCCCCAAAUCAGGUGAGUCAUUUAAAUAGUCUUAGAAUGGUGAAAGGAGAUACUAAAACAGGAAACAAGUGUAUAGCCCCACCCUUAACUUAGAUUGCUUAGUGAGAACAUGGAUGACUUUGUUCCUUUUGCAAAUUUGUAAUUUGGGAAGUCUUCAAAUAACUUUUCAAGAGAUUAUAUUUGUGCUCUGGGCUGUACUGUUAAUUACUGAGGCUGAAAGACUUCCACCCUUGAAGAUGGUUGGCCACAAGCUAAGAUUGAAUUCAUGUCCUGUGUUCUCCUGCCAGGGGUAGUACAGAAAGGCUAGUCUUCAUAGGCCUCCUGGGGCUCUUAACUAGUCAAAUUAGGAGUCAUGAAUGGCCAGUAAUUGAGGGAACUCUAGAGGACUUCAAAAUGUAAAAUAGGAUGAAAGAAAUCCUCAAAUUUAAUGGGUUAACCUAGAGGAAGCCACAUUGCCCAAACCACAGUGACUGAUACAGAUCCUUUUGUUGGGUCAACAUGGGUUUAUUGCUGAAAAGAUCUGGUGGGUAGCUUUAACUGUGUCUCAACAACCUUAAUACUUCAUUUGAAUGUCUUACGUUUGCAAGGAGAGGGUAGGAUUUUAUGAGACUUCAUUUUAAACUAUGGUUAUUGAGGCUUUAAUUGGUGUUAAUGCCUUAGCUCAAAAAUGUAAAACUAGAAUUUUCCAGGGAUAAGACAAGGAAUGGUAUUUUUAGGACUGACAUUGAAAACUGAUGGACCCUUUAGUAAUUUAACAGUUUUCAAUAGCAUGAUUAGUCAUUCAUUAUGACUCUUAAAAGGAGCUUUUGGGGGUAGGUUGGAGUAUUUAUUACAUAUUACUGUUUAAUGUCUAAGGUGGGCCUUUUAAUUUGUAAACACUGGAAUGAUUGUGGGGCUGUGGAAAACAAACUAUUUACCUUUUAAGUAAAUUUUAAAAGACAGUCCACUUUUUAGCAUGUGUGUUGUGUCCAGCCUGUGGUUGUCUUAAUAAAUGUGAUUUUUCUCCCCAUUCUCUCUUUUAUUUAUUUGCGUUGUAGGCCUCGUGUGUGUUUUCUGGGAAUGGAAAACACGUUAAUACUGCCCAGCCUCACUGUUAAUACAAUUGCUUUUCAUAUAUACUGAUUUACUGACUUUUUAACAGACCUACGUGUUCUUGCAUGGAACAAUUUUCUGAACCUGUCACACAUUAACGUGAUGAAUUUUCACUGUUCCUGUGUUCUCUUAACUCAGUUGCUAGACUAUCCUCUUCAUAAACUGCCUUUUCCUGGUAUUCUAGUAGAAUACAGUAGUUUGUUCUUCACCUGGGUUAGUCUUAGCCACUUACGGGAAAGUCUGAAGUAGAACUAUAAUGCGUUUUGAAAUAAACCGUUUUCUUUAAUCUGGGUUGUACCACUAUCAGGGCUGAUAUUUUUUAAGUGGAAGGGUCUUAAGGGCCCUCUGGUAGAACAACUUUAGUGUAUACCAGUGCUUGGUUGUCUGGUGCCGCCUUAUUAACCUGGAGAGUUAAUAUUACUGGGCCAUUCUCAGCAGUUUUUGAAGUGUUUUCAGGUGAUGGGUACAGGUGGCCAAGGGCUUACUUUUUAAUAUAUGUAAAGGGACUAUACUUGAUCGUCACAACGUCCCAUUCGCGUACUUCCAGAAGAGGACAGGGAGGAUGGCGACAGCAUUUUUAGUAUAGAUGCACAAGAGGCCUGGUCUUGUUAACAUUCAGGACUACACCCUUUUUUUAAAAAAGGAACUAAGGUUUGUUUUCGGUAACACUACGUUGAGAAUGCAAAUUACCAUUUAAAUAAGGUGUAUGUAAACGGAAAUGUGCACAACACCUGGCAAAAGCAAAUGGGAAAGUAAAGCUGAUUCUACUGGGAACAGCGGGAUAGUAAAAAGCAGAUGGCAAUGAUCUUUCGGUGCUGAGACCGGAUUAAAAGAGCAGCAGUCUGAAAGAUCUAGACCUUGAGACAAGAAGAGGAAUCCUGUAUUCACCUGGACGAAAGGGACGGGGCGGCGGCGGCCGGAACGCAGUGACGUACUUCCGUGGGAGGGACCGGUCUCAGCUCACGCUCACUUCCGUCGCGCCUGCGCAACUGGACCCCCGGGCUCGCACUGUUGUGGCGGUUUUUUGGGAUCUGCCAGUUAGUAGGAGACCGCUCUUUAACACCCGAGGGCGAUGCGCUCUGCUCCAGCCAUCAGAGCCUGCCAGAGAGUCUGCCGGUGCCUGUUGUCUGGGUUUGGGGGUCAAGUAGAUGGGAGGCAGCCGGAGCAGUUGUCGAAAGGGACAGGCUCCUUCGUAGGGCCCGUGAGGUCGCAAGCGGAGCUACUCCGAAACGAGCCGAGAGAGGCCCCCGAGUCUGGUGAGGGGAGUGAUGCGCUGGUAGAGAUCUGUCGGAAGAGACGUUUCCUCAGUGGCACCAAGCAGCAGCUUAGCCGAGAUUCUCUUCUAAACGGAUGCCACCCCGGCCUUGGCCCCUUGGGCAUAGAGUUGCGGAAGAACCUGGCGGCCGAAUGGUGGUCCUCGGUGGUGGUGUUCAGGGAGCAGGUCUUCCCGGUAGACGCCCUCCAUCGUGAACCAGGUCCUUCGCUGCCCGUGGACAAUGGCUUCAGGUUAGUUUCUGCAGAAACACUGCGCGAAAUCUUGCAAGACAAAGAGCUGAGUAAGGAACAGCUAGUAGCAUUUCUUGAGAACUUACUAAACACUUCUGGGAAACUACGGGAGAACCUUCUUCACGGUGCUUAAACUUCACCCUUGCUUGGCCCCUAUUAAAGUUGCUUUGGAUGUGGGACGAGGCCCAACAGUGGAACUAAGACAGGUUUGUCAAGGGCUGUUUAAUGAAUUACUAGAGAAUGGAAUUUCUGUGUGGCCUGGUUAUCUGGAAACUGUACAGUCUUCACUGGAACAACUUUAUUCAAAAUAUGAUGAAAUGAGUAUCCUCUUCACAGUGUUGAUUACUGAAGCUACUUUGGAGAAUGGAUUAAUACAGUUGAGAAGCAGAGACACCACAAUGAAGGAGAUGAUGCAUAUAUCCAAAGUAAAAGACUUUUUAACUAAAUAUAUAUCAUCAGCUAAGAAUGUAUAGAUUUCAAUAUUUGUAUAAUAAAUAUUCACCUUUCCUGA